Molecule: messenger RNA, 2856 nt
Organism: Schistosoma intercalatum
Lineage: Eukaryota; Metazoa; Platyhelminthes; Trematoda; Strigeidida; Schistosomatidae
Source: the annotation of a GenBank genome assembly
GAUAGAUAUAUAAGUUUAUUUAUAUAUUCACAUAAAUUUGCAUUACGCAAUAUACAGUUAGAAAAAAAACAAACUUUAAAUGUAACGGCAAUAUGAAGUGCUGUAAACGUGUAAUGGGAUUGAAAAAAACAACAACACAGUGUAAAAGAGAACUAGAAGAGGGUGAUGUGAAAAAAAUCAAAGAAAACGUCACCAGGAUAUCUUACCAAAAAAAAGAGAGAAAGAUAUAAAAAGACCAAUAUAGAAAGAAGAGUAUAAAGAAUAGAGAAAUCAAUAAUAAGUACAAAACACGUACACUUACAUAGUUGUAUAGAUAUUGUUAUUGAUAAAAUUCAUGCCAAUUUCAUUCUGAUAAAAACAAACAAGAGAAAUAGAGAUUGUAAGUAAUAUUGUUGUACUGUAUACAAAUAUAUUUUAUUCAAUCACUGGCAUAAUGUUGUAAUGAAUUUCGAGAGAGACAUUGAGAGAGAAAGAGGGGGAGGGGGAAAAGAACCUAUGAACACCAACAACAAUUGAAAAUAUCAAUCAACUGUAAAUAAACACUAAGUUCUCCAUUUAAAACAAACAAACAAACAAACAAACAAAUAGGGAUAUUGAACACCUAAAUGAUUGUCAGGCACUUUGAAUUAAAAAUUCAAUAAACAUUAUUCAUGCCAAAAGUAUUUGUGAUCAUUAUCAUUAUUAUUGAAUGAGGUAAGAAAAUUUUAUUUCUUGUCUUAGUUUCAUAUUGAUAUAAAUAGUUUAUUUAGUCUUUAAUUUUAAAGAAAGACUAUUUAUUUUAAAAUAAUUAAUGUGCGCGCCAUUGUUCAAUGUAGAUAAUAAAAUAAAAUUAAAAGAUAAAUUCAUAUUGUAGAAAUAGCAUAGAAUAGAAACCGAGAGAGAGAGAGAGAGGGUGGUAGUAGUAGUAGUAGUAGUAGCAGUAGUAAGGAUUAAUGUGUAUGUGACCAAAACAUGAACAUGGAUAGUUCGAGAGAAAAAACAAAACAAAACCGGAUAGUAAUGUGAAUAGUUUAAAAGUGAAAUUCCUAUUGAAUUAAAACAAAACAAUCAUCAGAUUAUUGUUAUGAUUCAAUGUCUCACAUAAAGUAGAAUUAUUAGUAGUAUGUUAUCAUUUUUGAUAAUUUUUAAAAAAAAAUUGACAAAACAAAACAAAGGGAUUUGAUUAUUCAUUAAAACAAGAGAAUAAUAAUAAUAAUAAUAAAUCAAGGUAGUAAGUAGUAUAAAUUGUAUUGUUUUUAUAGAAUAUUAGACUAGAGAAAUAAACAAACAUAAAAAACAAAACAGUUGGUCAAUGAGAUGAGGUUGUUCUUUAAACAACCACUACAGCAACAACAUUGUCUCUAAUUUGUCCAUUUCACUGGUAAUAAUAAUAAUAAUAAUAACUAUAAAAAACAAUAAUCAAUAGAUUUAAGCAAUUGUCCUACUCUUUACUUGUUAUUAAUCAAAUGAAUAAAGUGUUCAUUUACGAGAUAGUAACUAAUUGUUAAUUUGUUUGUUUGUAUAUGUAUGUGUUCUUUGUAAUGAUGAUAAUAAUAGCGAUACAUAGCGACUGAGCGAGCGAGCGAGCGACAGAUAAAGAGACCGAGGGAUAUUAAUGAAUUCGGAAUUGAAGUUAUACACAAUUAGAAAAUUUGGAUUUUUUUUUCCUCUUCUUCUUUUAACUGUAACAUUGAACAAACAAAAAAAGCAGAAGAAUAGAGAACACAAAAAGAAACAUUUACAACUUUACAAUAAAUUAAUAAUAAUCAUAUUGUCAUUAUUAGUGGCAUUUCAGUGAUUAUAUUCAUUCAUUAAUGAAAUAAAUAUGGAGGUUUAAAGUAGUAGUAGUAAUAAUAAUAGUAGUAUGUGAAUAACAAGCAAAAAUAAAUUUCUUUCUUUGCAUAAUCCAAUAAUUAUAAAAAGAAAUUCAAUGAAUUAUGGAAUCAUUAAUAGUACUGGUAUACAGAAGGGAGAACAGUGUGAAAAAGAACAUGAUAAUAAUGAUGAUAAUGUGUAUAAUAUUCAUAGUUUGACAUUGAACAAUGUUCUUCAUCAUAAUUCCAUAAUAAGUGUCGGAAAAAAUAUGAAGAGUGAAGAAUCAGUUGUGAUAAUGUUGCUAAAAGAGAUCAAUUGAAUAUUGAAACUAGAAACCUAUAAGAAAUUCAAGGAAUUCACAUUGACUAGAUGAUGACUAUGUAAACAAACAAAUAAACAUUGUACAUACGAGAAUAGAAAGACGAGAAAAAGAAAAGAGGGAAGAUGAUUGAAUUUUACAGUGUUUCAACUAGCAACAACAACAACAACAACAAAUUCCUACUAAAUAUAUAUUUCUAGUUUAACUUCCUGUGCAGAGAAAAAAAAUGCUCAUCUUGUGUAUAGAUAUCUUAUUUGGUGUAAGAAGAAGGUGAUGACUAUUUCAAAAAAGAGUUGACUAUACAGUAACAUACAUACACCUGAGUACAGAAAAGAGAUAAGAUAUGAAUACGAUGAUGUAACAGAUAAUAAAAGACUAAUAGAUAAUAAACAGAGGGUUUAGAAAAUGAUGAAUGUGGCACAUGCUUACACAUGCAAGCUCACCUAUCAAAAGAGACAUAUUAAAUCAAUAAGCUUAAGAGGAAGAGAAGUCGAGAAUACACCGAAUGAAUAAACACAUUAAACAGUUUGGUAAUGCAUAUGGCAAUAUGUAUCACACAUAAGUACAUUAAGUAAUGGACGAAAUGAGACAAAAUAAACACAACCGUUUGAGCACCACACUAACUCCACAUAAUUGUUGCAUACGAUGCACAUUCAAAGCUAAAUUAACACUAGUGAAACAAAACAUUACAUUACAUUACAAUAGUAAUCGUGACUGACUGUUACGUUUCGCAUUUGCGCUAU